This is a messenger RNA of Fraxinus pennsylvanica, 303 nucleotides long. NCBI's taxonomy places the organism in Eukaryota, Viridiplantae, Streptophyta, Magnoliopsida, Lamiales, Oleaceae. The record is from the annotation of a GenBank genome assembly.
AUGAAACAUCUCAUCAUUCCAAGAGGCACAAACAGAACAGGCCCAGAAAGAUCAAAGAUAAAGAGAGAGAAAACUCAUCAGCACAAAUGUCAUAAGCAUAAAGAUAAAGAGAAGCAGCAGGAAGAGAGUAGUGGUCCUGUACAGCUCUCCAAGUUCUUGGGAAGUGACAAAGAUGAUGGUGUACGUCGCAGUGCUGUCUCUGGCAAGAAGAUUCAAUUGAAGCUCGAGAGAACAAAGGUGGACAAGUUAGCAGAGAACAAUCGAAAUGAACUACUGCGAUUCUUGAACGCUAGUUAUGAUUGA